ACCUGCAAACGAAACGCAGAGAGACAGAGAAGCGACAGGCGUUCGAUAGUUUGUCGAGACGAUGAGAUGUAUUAAACUCUAAGGUUAAAUCCCCAGAGGAAGAGUAGCUACGAAGAGAACAAAUAAGAGGAUGUGCAAUAAACAGUCAAACGUAAACAAAGGUUUGGCUUCUGACCAGCGUAGGGGCUGCAAACCUGAAGCGGAAGCCGCAAUUUGGAGCGAACUCCGCCACAGUUUUGGCCGCUGACCAGGAUCGUUCUUGUACGGCUGCAGACCGCAUGCAUUUCUGCUUUCUAUACGCAAUAUACUCCUAUCUAAACACCUUCUGCUCAACUAAACCACAGAGAGACGGUUGCUAUGGAAAUACCCUUCCGGCUAGGCGUAAACAGACAGCGUAAACAUGCUCGGAAACUCUUGCUGCUUCUGUCCCCGCGACCUCAGCCCACGAUAUUCACAUGGGCUCGAUUCUCGCAAGUCCUCUAUCGUCCCAAAAUAUUAAACCCAGCUUCUUCUCCUUCACAUCCUCUCGCCUAUCUCAUGCAAUGACACCAGGGACCACAAUGCGUCUCUACCAGCGGGCGCCAGCAGACUUUGUCUCUCUAGACGUCGGUACAACAGUCGCAACAGGCAUCGCCGGCACCACCGCGACACAGUCCGCCGCAACAUUCACUCCCUCCGUCGUCCAGUCGAGUUCCUACGUGUCCCCCAGCAUCUCAGGCUCGAGCGGCUUUCCAAAAGGCGUGAUUGUCGUCUUCGCGCUCUUUGCUGUCGCGUUUGCAACGUUCGGAUAUUUUCUGAUCCGCUCCGGCAUUCGCAGGCAGCAAGAUCAGACGUGGGCAGAGCAAAAGGCGGACGCAAAGCGGCAGUGGAACGAUCUGGCUGAACGAAUCAUCUCGUAUCGGAAAAAUAAACGCGGGUCAGAGCUAGAGGAAACAGUCUCUGAGAUCGAGGCGCGCGAACGAUUAUUCGGGUAUUCUCCUGCGCCCAAACAAGAAAGCGAGGGUAGCGAUGAAUCAGACGGAGAGUCGUAUGAGGAAUCGCAAGUCAGAGAGCCAAGUGACUACAAAUACUCCUAUUCAAUUGAGGAUCUGCAGAGGCUAGAGCAGGCCCGGAAAGAACUCGAGCGGCUGCGAAGGAUAAGAGAGAUUGAAGAGAGAUCGUCGGCUCAAUACGAUAGGCGGAAUACCAUGCACACCGAAACCGACAGUCUACCACUGAUUGCCAGAUCAGGCUCGCCUUCAAAGCAUAAACACAAAAGCAGGAGAUCGAGAAGAAGCCGGACAAGUACAGCAUCAACAUUCAGAACACCUCUUUCAGUGCUGGAAAUGGAGCUGAUGGCGAAUCGCGAGGCAAGCAAAAGGGAACAGAAAUAUACCGUGCUCACGCCUCCACCGCUUAUGCACACACACGAAGGCGGUGUCUACUACCGCGAAGAUUCACCUAGUCCUACACGACAAAGCAAGUCAAGUUCGGAUCUCGAGUCGCGCACAACUGACUCGACUCGGCACCGGCGGCCAUCGGUGGGGGACUCGGACUCUGAAUCAUACAUCUCUCAAUCUGAUCUGGGCUCAGAGUCGACUUCUUCCAAAAGCACGGUAAUGCCAAACCGAUCAUACCUCUCGCACAAUGCCGGAUAUACCGGCUAUCCGCUGAGUUUCGCCCAUCCAGGUGCUUCGCAAUAUCCUUAUGGCGUUCCUAUGGGUGAUUCUCAGGCGCAUUCGUCUUCAGCUGGGCAUAGCAGUUACGGGGGUUAUCGUCCAGGAGGCGGGGCCCAUAAUUUUAGAUAUUAGAUCAUCUAGUUUGUAAUUGUCAUGAUAAUC
Molecule: messenger RNA, 1820 nt
Organism: Myxozyma melibiosi
Lineage: Eukaryota; Fungi; Ascomycota; Lipomycetes; Lipomycetales; Lipomycetaceae
Exons: 1
Coding region: 456-1790 (444 amino acids)
Source: RefSeq, a predicted model, not a curated record